Messenger RNA from Abrus precatorius (Indian licorice), 2693 nucleotides. RefSeq names its product zinc finger CCCH domain-containing protein 43. The record is from RefSeq and is a predicted model, not a curated record. Bases 300 to 1778 code for a protein of 492 amino acids. Lineage: Eukaryota; Viridiplantae; Streptophyta; Magnoliopsida; Fabales; Fabaceae. The transcript has 6 exons. Gene Ontology annotation, molecular function: metal ion binding; mRNA binding.
GGUACCAAAUGUGAAAUGUCCCAUGGUGGCCGUAUUGAAAUACGUAGUGUGAUGGGAAGGUACAUGCACCCAUAUACAACACAAGAGACUGCAAAGUACAAAUAAACACACCAUCCCCGUUCACCUACAAAAUGAGCAACACUAUGAUUUCACACACACUUGUUCAUUCUCGUUUUUCUGAUUUUCCCUAAUCAAAGUUACGACCCUUUUUUCUUCUCCUUUCUCUCUCUGUCUUAUUUGUUUCAACGAUCAAUUUCCCCAUUAUUAGGGUUUUUAAUUUGAAAUGUGGAGGGACAACAAUGGAGCCCUUUGAAUCCGAAUCAGUUUCUUCCUCCGCCAAAGACCCUCAAUUGGGUGAACCUUCUUCCCCUCUUUCCCACCACGAUCACGAUCACGAUCCUCAAGCCCCAGAUCUCAAUCACCUUAAUCAGGUUGACGAAGCGCUUGUGGGGGAGAUUCAGAACAAGUUGGAUUUGAAGGAUGGGGGUGAAACUGAUGAUAAAGGUUCGAACUUUGUAGCUGGGGGUGAACAGUUGUGUACUGAAGUUGCUGAGCCAGAAGAUGGUAAGGGACAGGGGUUUGAUGAUGAUGGUGAUGGUGAUGAUGGUUGGAAUGGUGGUGACGAGGGGUGUAAUUGGAUUGAGAAUGUGAAUGAGAGUGGGAGUGAUAAGGUGGGUGGAGAUGUUGAUGGAGUGGAGAACAAGGAUGAGAGAAACAGUGGUAGAACACAACAGUACCCGUUGAGGCCUGAAGCUGAAGACUGUGCAUUUUAUCUCAAAACUGGGACUUGUAAAUUUGGAUUCAAUUGCAAGUUCAAUCAUCCCGUUAGGAGGACGAACCAGGCUAUGAAAGAGAAUGCGGGGGAAAGAGAUGAACCUGCUGAAAGAUCAGGCCAGACAGAAUGCAAGUAUUAUCUAAGGUCUGGGGGAUGCAAGUUUGGAAAAGCUUGUAAGUUUAACCACACAAGAGGAAAGUGUACAGCAUCUCCAAUUGUAGAGCUUAACUUCCUUGGCUUGCCUAUUCGUGUGGGAGAGAAAGAGUGUGUCUAUUACAUGCGCACUGGCUCUUGUAAGUUUGGGGCAAAUUGCAAGUUUAAUCAUCCUGAUCCUACAACUGUUGGAGGAUGUGAUUCUCCUUCAGGGUAUAGUAAUGGAACUUCUAUUUCAUUACAAGGUGUAUCACAAUCAUCUAUUCCCUCGUGGUCUUCUACUAGAACAUUAAAUGAAUCUGCUCCUUUGGUGCCAAUGAUACUUUCACCUAAUCCAGGGGUUUCUCCCCAAAAUUCUGAAUGGAAUGGAUAUCAGGCGCCUGUUUAUCUAUCUGAGAGGACUCUUCACCCUCCUUCGACAUAUGUCAUGAACAACCCAGCUAUGGAAACAAACGUUUAUAUGCACCAUCAAAAUCAAAUGCCAGUUGAAGAGUUUCCAGAAAGGCCUGGUGAACCUGAAUGCAGCUACUUCUUAAAAACUGGAGAUUGCAAGUUUAAAUCUAAUUGUAAAUUUCAUCAUCCCAAGAAUCGGAUUGCAAGGUUACCUCCAUGCAACCUCAGUGACAAGGGUCUACCAUUGAGACCAGACCAGAAUGUUUGCACGCAUUACAGCCGUUAUGGAAUUUGCAAAUUUGGACCAGCUUGUAAGUUUGACCACCCCAUAAACCCACCACCCUCAUCUAUGCCUGGACUUGAUCAACAAUCCUCUUUCACAAACUCAGCAAGUGUUGAAGUGGCUGAGAUGGGUGCAAAUGGAGGUGCCAGUGAUGCAAAUCAGCAGUCUGUGUAAACAUUCUCUCAAGGAUUUUCUGGCUUUGAGUAUGCUUAUCACCCAUAAUUUGUAAUUUUCUUCUCAAACUUGAUAAAUUUAUUUAAAUUCACUAGUUAUGCCUAAUGAGGCACAAGCUUUGCAGAAUAGCAAUCAAUAUAUAUAUAUGCCAAAUAGAAGUUUUAUUACAAGUAACAUAAGCUUUGGUAGAUUAUCUUUUGCUUCUGGUUUGUUUUCUUUCACUUGGAUUAUUAUUAGACUAUGGUCGGGCUGGUGUAAGAUGGGUAUGAAUGUGGAUUUUCAUGUUUUUGUAUGGUGGUUGCCUAUUGAAUUAUGAACUUCGAGUAAUGCAAGAGAAAACUGUGCCAUAGGUUUAAAUAGCAUGCGAUAGCAGUGCUAUAGUACCUUCAUGGAGCGUAGCGGCCCCUGCCCGCUCCAAUCACCACUGUUGUAGAGCACUUCACGAUUGCAGCUGGAGCGGCGCAAAACACAAGCUACUUUCGCAGGAUUUUGAGAUCGUCGUUUUUGCAGACGGCGUAAAAGCCGUUUCCGGCCCUAUUUUUGUACCAUUUAAAUUGGUUUUCCAUAAUGGGGACUUUGCCUCCCCUUUUCAUUUAACCUGUUCUGAUUCCCUUUCCCUCACCAUCUCUGUGCUCCCACUCUGACAAAAACCCACACUCCUGCGAGCCUCUUGAAGUCUGAAAGUUAUGGCUUCAUCCACUCGGCUACAAGGCAUAACACCAAGCUCAGCCAUUGGAAGGUUGUUUGACUCCUUGAUUUUGUUGUUAUUGACGAGUGUUUAGCUCCCAAUUCAAACUUUUAAUCAUUAAUUAUGAAUGUUUUCAAUGUUUCAUUUUUUUUAAUUUUAUUCUUCAGCAUGUGGACAGUAUAAUUUAAGCAAGGUUAAUAGAUUGGUCAUUUAACUUUGUUUUGUUU